UAUAAUCCAUAAAAAUGGAGGACCUCCUCAACUACCUUUGUAACCUCACGAAAACCCUUGAACCACCUGAGAGUGAAGAUAAAGAUGAACAAGAUAGGAUAUAUAGGUUCUGGGGAGACCUUGUAGGAGAGGGAGAGACAUAUGAGCAAAAGUAUGGUAUUGAUGAGUAUAUGAAAAUACUUGAUUCACUUCAGAACUGCUCUAGUGAAGAACUUCAGGCAAAAACUAAAGAAAUAGAACUCAAAGUGAUUGAACUUGAUAUGAGAGAGUCUAAAAUUAUGGAAAAGAAGGUCUUAUAAGAGGCAGAUUAGACUUCUAUUACCAACUGAGACUAUAAAUAUUCCAUUAUGGACACACUCGCUUAAUUUUCCUCAAAUAAUUGUUCA
Moneuplotes crassus is the source of this 386-nucleotide messenger RNA. The record is from the annotation of a GenBank genome assembly. NCBI's taxonomy places the organism in Eukaryota, Ciliophora, Spirotrichea, Euplotida, Euplotidae.